Molecule: messenger RNA, 978 nt
Organism: Procambarus clarkii (red swamp crayfish)
Lineage: Eukaryota; Metazoa; Arthropoda; Malacostraca; Decapoda; Cambaridae
Source: RefSeq, a predicted model, not a curated record
AUGACCUUUUACCUCCGGAAGGAUUUCUUCCCCACGUCAGAAUUUGCCAACACUUCAUUCUCUCUAUUUAAUAUGAGUGAUAAACUCCAUGAGUGUCAAGAGUGUGGGAAAACAUUUAGGCGUCUUGGAAAUAUGGAGAACCACAAAAUGGUGCAUACUGGUCUUAAACCUCACGUGUGUCCCGAAUGUGGUGAAAGUUUCAGGCAACCUGGAACUCUGAAUAGACACAGGAUGGCACAUUCUGGUGUUAAAACUCACGAAUGUUUUGAGUGCGGAAAAACGUUCACCCGAAUGGAAUAUUUAAAUAAACACAAGAUGAUGCACACGGGUGAAAAGCCUCUCAGCUGUGAUGUGUGUGGGAAGAGUUUCAAUGACCGUAGUAAUAUGAUUAAGCACAUGUUAGUACACUCUGGUGAGAAACCCCACGAGUGUCCAGAGUGUGGGAAAAGAUUCUCUCGAUAUGACCAUUUGAAGAACCACAGGUUGGUGCAUACUGGAGAUAAACCUUACGAGUGCCCAGAGUGUGGGAAAAAAUUCAGUACGCUUGGAACUAUGAAGAAACACAGGAUGGUGCACACAGGUCAAAAACCUCUUAAGUGUGAUGUGUGUGGAAAAUGUUUCAGCAGUCGUAGCAGUCUAAUUAAUCACAUGUUACUGCAUACUGGAGAAUAUCCUUUCAGGUGUAAUGUGUGUGGGAAAAGUUUCAGGGAUCGUAGCAACAUAGGUAAACACUUGUUAGUGCAUUCAGUUGAUUAUGCUGACCUGAAAAGCUAUUAUCAAGCAGUUGCAGGUAAAUUUGAACAAGUUAAACACCAAACAGCAACAUAUGUGGCUGAACUUGACUACAUAAGUUUAUCAGAAACAGAAAUAGACACAUUUAUGGUUGAUCUGGUGAUUUACGAUGCUCAAACUCAGGCCACGCUACAGCCUUUCGUCAUAAUUAUUGCUAUGAACAAGGACUUGAUUUCCUUCAUUUAA